This is a messenger RNA of Tachysurus vachellii, 2328 nucleotides long. RefSeq names its product solute carrier family 35 member F5-like. NCBI's taxonomy places the organism in Eukaryota, Metazoa, Chordata, Actinopteri, Siluriformes, Bagridae. Gene Ontology annotation, biological process: regulation of peptide transport. Bases 239 to 1642 code for a protein of 467 amino acids. The transcript is spliced from 16 exons. The record is from RefSeq and is a predicted model, not a curated record.
AAUAUUUGAUAAUUGACGUCAUCAUCAUCCGCAGCAGCAGCAGCAGACUACCAAAAAGUCAUGUAAAUAUUUACAGCACUAGUUGAGCUGUUAUCCUCUUUUCUUACUGACAACACAUAUUUAUUCUUCUACAUUUUAUGAAGAAUUCAGAACCAGACUGCAUGUAGCGACCGUGUGAUGUGCCUUGGUGUUGCAUCGUGGAGAGAGAGGCUGGCAGAGACAGGCGUGUCCAUUUCUAAUGCGCCCAGCACGGAUGAGUUGGGGACUAUGCUGUGCCCAGAAGAGGAGGCUGGUGCUGGGUGUCAUUGUCCUCUUGAUUGUGGACGUAAUCUGGGUCGCUUCAUCCGAACUCACUGUAUAUGUGUUUGUGCAGCAGCAGUACAGCAAGCCCUUUUUUAGCACGUUUGUGAAGACCUCCAUGUUCAUACUGUACCUGCUGGGCUUCCUGUUCUGGAAACCAUGGAGACAGCAGUGUGCAGCUCAGCAGCAACGUGGCAUAUCCAUUUCUGAUACUGAUUCACAUGUAACUGCUGGUGGCACUGAAAACGGCUACAAUAAUUGCCUAAGCGAGCCUCUGUAUGUGCCGGUGAAGUUUCAGGAUGUUGCUGAUAACGGUGUCAGUCGAGAGUCUAAGACUCCUGUGAGGAAGCAGCGUGUGAGGUUCAGUAAUGUGAUGGAAGUACGUGAACUUCCUCACUCACAGGCGUUGGAAGCCAAACUGUCUCGCAUGUCUCAUACUGCCACCUCACUCAGGAUUAUGGGAAAACGUAGUGUCAGUGCUGUGGCAAAAAUCAGCUUCUUCUUCUGUUUUGUGUGGUUCCUGGCAAAUCUGGCCUAUCAGGAGGCUCUAACAGACACACAGGUGGCAAUUGUAAACAUUGUGUCCUCCACCUCAGGCCUUUUCACUUUAAUCUUGGCCUCCAUCUUUCCCAGUAAUAGCAGCGAUCGCUUCACACUUUCCAAACUGCUUGCUGUUAUUCUCAGUAUGGUGGGAGUGGCUGUGGUCAGUUUUUCGGGGAUGGACAGUUCUGGUGGAAAAGGCACUAUUGGCUGUCUCUGGUCACUGCUGGGUGCGAUGUUAUACGCUGUCUACAUCGUUAUGCUAAAAAGAAAAGUUGAUCGAGAGGAGAAGUUGGACAUCCCAAUGUUCUUUGGCUUUGUGGGCUUGUUUAGCCUGCUGCUGUUAUGGCCUGGCUUUGUGCUGCUGCACUACUCUAGGUUGGAGCUGUUCGAGAUGCCCAAUCGCAUUGUAAUCAGCUACAUCCUCAUCAACGGCCUGAUCGGCACUGUGCUCUCAGAGUUCCUCUGGUUAUGGGGCUGUUUUCUCACUUCAUCUCUAAUUGGGACACUGGCUCUAAGUUUGACAAUUCCGCUGUCCAUCCUGACCGAUAUGUGCUUGCAGAAGACAAGUUUCUCGUGGUUAUUCUUUGCUGGGGCAAUUCCAGUUUUUCUCUCCUUCUUCCUGACUGCACUCCUGAGCCACUACAAUAACUGGGACCCGGCAAUGGUGGCACUGCGGAGAGUUUUCUCCUUUAUCUGCCACAAGCACAGGAUUCACAGAUUAGCAGAGGACAGUGAGCAGUGUGAAAGUCUCAUUCCCUUACAGAGCUCUGCCCUCGAGAACAGGGAUUUUUGCUCUUGAUUAACAUUUUAAAAGGAACGAAGAAGGAGUGCAAAUGACAAUCCGAAACCUGCCUUUGUGCCUUGUAUUACUUCUUCCUCCUUCUCCUCCUCCUCCUCCUCCUCACAUGUUCUGAAGACCCUGUGAUUGACCAUUUUUAAUCCUCAUUUUGUUGGCUGUGAUAUCUCAGGGCCAGAAUCCAGGCAAGCAGCUUUCACUGGUCGUGAUGGAUGAUCCAGGCACACUGACUGACUUUCCAAUCACAGUAUCAAAACCGAGCCUUUGCCACACAAAAUGGAAUAGCGAUCAGCAGAAUCUGAGAUCUUGCAUUAACAAAUGUGCCUGCAAGGUCUUUCACAUAUUACAAUACACAAACAGGUGUAAUACAUUUUGUGUGUGUGUGUGUGUGUGUGUGUGUGUAUACAUGCAGAUUUGCUGGUUUCAAAUCACCAUUUUCCCAUAAAUUACAAGUAGCCUAUUAUCUUUUUAAUCUUUGUACUGUAGAUAGUGUCUAUAGUGUCAAGGUCUAGUCAAUCCUUAAUGAUGUAUUUCACCAUUGAAACAAGACACUAAAAUCAUGCAACAUGGCAAUUAAUAUUUUGUGUGUAUGUAUUGCCAUUACCAUGUAAUUAAAAGUUUGUGUGUGUUUGGUAUGAAUUACCAAAUUCAAUCCAAUCUAAAUCCAAGUAAACACUAUUGAGCACAUA